This is a messenger RNA of Anopheles coluzzii, 1634 nucleotides long. It is a transcript of the gene bond, whose product is annotated as elongation of very long chain fatty acids protein 4. Gene Ontology annotation, biological process: fatty acid elongation, saturated fatty acid; fatty acid elongation, polyunsaturated fatty acid; sphingolipid biosynthetic process. Gene Ontology annotation, molecular function: fatty acid elongase activity. NCBI's taxonomy places the organism in Eukaryota, Metazoa, Arthropoda, Insecta, Diptera, Culicidae. The record is from RefSeq and is a predicted model, not a curated record. The transcript is spliced from 4 exons. Gene Ontology annotation, cellular component: endoplasmic reticulum membrane. Bases 670 to 1503 code for a protein of 277 amino acids.
CUUUCCCCUUUUUGCCGGCGGGAAUGGUAACGGAUGGCAACGGGUAGCAGAGGACUUUCUUCCGACCGCCUCUACGAAAAGGGCCCUCCGGAAGGGCGAAAGAAACGGAGCUGCAAUGCAAAAGAUAACAAAAGAGGAACAAACAAAAACUAUCUGAUCGAUGCAAUGCCGGCCGUGGUUGCAGAAUGAGCAAAAGAGAAUUCAAAAAGGGACAAGUAAUAACUUUCCACCAGCACAUCGUCCAGGGUCCAAGGGGUUUGUGGUCGUGUGUCCGCUUUUUCACAGGGUUGUAAAAUCCUCUUCACUUUAUCCCUUUCAUGGUCUCGCCGUGCAGUAAUGUGACCGAUAAAUGAGAUGUGUUGUUGUUACUCGUUUGGUGAGCAGUACAGCGUGUAAACAGGGAAAGAGGGAGAAGGGUCACCGGGCACGUGGAAGACACUUUCGUCGGUUUCACUUUCUUUCGCCGGAAUUUCGCGAACCGGAGCCCUUUCUCGGUUGCAGUUGCGGCAGUUCCCGAUCAGUCUGUAACGGUGCGCGAGCUUGAGCGGAGUACCGAACCAGCAAUUCUCAGUCUGUUCCGGAAGCGGUGUACCGAUCGGGAGGUUACAGUUUGGUGUGAACAACGUUGCAGUUUGGUGUGGAACGAACGAAAGUGAAAAGUGAAGCAAGAUGAGUAACUACGUGGAAAGAAUGUCGGUACAGUACCACAAUUUCUCGCAAGGGGCAGAUCCUCUUAUCGACAGCUGGCCACUGAUGCAGACGCCCACACCGAUCCUCACAAUCUCGGGCCUCUAUCUACUGUUCGUCCUUUGGAUCGGUCCCCGGUGGAUGGAGCAUCGGAAACCGAUCGAGCUGCGGCGCACACUUAUCGUGUACAAUGCGGCCCAAGUCAUCAUCUCGACCGCGUUCUGUCUGACGCCAUUCUUUACCGGCCUGUUUGGACAGUACAUGUCGAUGUCCUGCGGUGAACCAAUGACUGGCAUUAGCAAAGAGCUCCAGCUGUCGGUAUGGAACGGCGCUUGGAUGUAUCUGCUUCUCAAAAUCAUCGAGCUGCUCGAUACCGUAUUCUUCGUGCUGCGCAAGAAACAGAACCAGGUAUCAUUUCUGCACGUCUACCAUCACACAAUAAUGGUGCUGUUUACGUGGUUCUAUCUGAAGUACAUUCCCGGUACGCAAGCAGCCUUUAUCGGUGUGCUGAACUCGUUCGUACACAUCUUCAUGUACACGUACUACCUACUGGCGGCCCUCGGACCGCAGUCGCCCAAGGAGAAGAAGCUCUGGGACCAGAAGUACCUGUUCUGGAAGCGCCAUCUGACGACGCUGCAGCUCCUUCAGUUCGGCAUUAUGCUGUGCUAUUUCGUGCUGAUCAACAGCAUGCAGUGUCAGGUGCCGCGUGCACUGACGUACUUUUUCGUCAGCAACAUUACGAUCUUUCUGUUUCUGUUCAUCAACUUCUACCGGCAGGCGUACAGGAAGCGGCCCGCUACUGUGAAGGCGGACUAAACUCGGUCGUUUGUGUUGGAUUUCAGUAAUGUUUAAACGUGUUUUAUUUAUUUGCUAAACCAGUCAUCAGCUGUCCCUUAGUGCUGUAAUAGCUUAGAAAAAGAAAAUAAACUCUACUGCUUAAACUGUAA